AUGGCAAAGGAACUUUCAGCCAACGAUGCAAUCCCCAGCGGCUGGCGGACCCGCAAGCCUGGAUCCACCAUCUGGCGUGUUAUCGCUGGCUUCCAAGCAGUACUGGAAGCUAUUUGGUACAGCAUCUACUACAUCCCCGACUCGCUGCGCCCGAGUCGAGAAAUUGGCUCCGCACAGUCCUUGAGCCUUGAGUUCGGCAAUUUAAGCGAUGGUCAAUGCGUGACAAUCAGGCCUGCACCCGCCUCGACGUAUCGCGGCCCCUUCACCACCACCACCACCACCACCAUUCCCAACAAGGAGGCAAUCAAGCGCGAGACCUCUGGUGGUUCUAUCUUUCCUCUCCUGCUCCCUUCUCUGGAUGACGGGCGGCCCGAAGACUCCGAGGCAAACGCCUCCCUGCUCAACAUUACCCACGCCUUCUGGCUGCGGUACCGACUGACCGGCGGAAACAGCCCCACCCCUAUCCAGGCGCCAUGCUAUUGA
This is a messenger RNA of Aspergillus brunneoviolaceus CBS 621.78, 483 nucleotides long. RefSeq lists its product as uncharacterized. NCBI's taxonomy places the organism in Eukaryota, Fungi, Ascomycota, Eurotiomycetes, Eurotiales, Aspergillaceae. Bases 1 to 483 code for a protein of 160 amino acids. The transcript has 3 exons. The record is from RefSeq and is a predicted model, not a curated record.